AUGGCUGCCCGCGUUUCGUCAGACCCGGAUGCUUCCUUGAGCGCACGGUACUUUGGCAGCGCUUUCACGUAUCUCAAUUUAACUGGAGCGUCUCCUUCCUAUUUGCACAACUCUCCCUCUGACUCCCCUCUGUACGAGUCGGAGCCGCUUUUUGGCCAUGAUCCUAACGCGAUCACUGCUGCCCUCGAAGCGUCCGCGGCUCUAGUCAGGAACGGUCCUCUGGUCACAGAUUUAUGUAUCAAACUAGACAAGGCCCUCCUCAAAAGGGAUUUCCAAGCAAUUAUGGAGCUGUGGCCGCGACUGCAGGAGCUAAAGCCUGCAACUCUCAACAUGUUGGAAAUACGUCCGUACUUCCGGAACUACUCUUACAAAUUCGAGGACCUGCACGUCCCUCAAGACUUCUCCGACCAAAGGAUUCACUCGGCACUAGACGACCUCGCGGCUCACAGCGCCGCCGCCAGUUACAUUCAUGGCGCCGUCGUCCAAAUGGACUAUCAUCUCAAGCGGCGAGAACACGAUGCCGCGCUUAGCCUUACGCUCAAAUGUCAUUACAUGAUGGAGGCUCGCGAUUUCCUGCUCACUGACCUGUUGAAGAGAUCUAAGGACGAGUACGCUUCCAUCGUACACGCGUCUGACAGGCAUUCGGUCAGCGCAACCCCCAAAUUCUUGGCCUUGAGUCUGCAAUUUAUGGCUUGCGGCAUUGGCGGCGUCUGA
Messenger RNA from Phanerochaete carnosa HHB-10118-sp, 714 nucleotides. RefSeq lists its product as uncharacterized. The transcript is spliced from 3 exons. The record is from RefSeq and is a predicted model, not a curated record. Lineage: Eukaryota; Fungi; Basidiomycota; Agaricomycetes; Polyporales; Phanerochaetaceae. The coding region runs from base 1 to 714 and encodes 237 amino acids.